AUGUCAACGCAGAUGAAGGUGUGGCUCGAGGCCUUCAGUAAUGACCCCACCAAACGCAUGGACAAGGUGUCGGAGCACCUCAUCAAUGUUGAUGCUCGCUUGAGCAACAUGGAGCAAGGAGGCUCCAAGGAUGAUGCCGACACCGCAGCCGUAGCCAGGGCAAAGCUGGAACACAAGGACACCACCAAGGACCUUGAGGUCGAGACCAAGCGAGCCAUGGGAUCGUUGGGCAUGCCUUCCUCAAGGAGAAGAUAG
Molecule: messenger RNA, 255 nt
Organism: Miscanthus lutarioriparius
Lineage: Eukaryota; Viridiplantae; Streptophyta; Magnoliopsida; Poales; Poaceae
Source: the annotation of a GenBank genome assembly